AGCUCCACUGUUGUCUCUACUUGCAGCCGCGGGCUCUGUGUGGCUGCUUCUACCAUACUGCAGCGCAGCUGCUCCAAGCUGAGGUGCUGCUGCCAACACUUAAGGGCGAGUUCUGCCAGACCAUCCACACAAACCGACCUGGUCAGGUCCAGAAGCUUCUCAUACGCACCCUGCCGGGUUUACGUACCGACUUCAACAACGCCACCACAUGGGAGCCUGAAAACGGACAAAAAAUCUGAGGAAAAGUCAAAUUCAGGUCGCGACUGGUGAUCGACACAGCAACUACUUGGCGUCCACUGACCAACCCCCACCGACGACCAACGUCACGGCAGCUGUUGAAGUGUUUUUUUUUUUUUAUGUGCUCGAAAAGAGGAGGAGUCUAUCUGCGAGCGAAGCCAACAGUCCGACACCACAAUACACAGUUGUGGCACAACUUGGUUAUCCAACUGCAUGUUGGAGCCGGUAGGCUGCAGCUCCUCAGACACCACAUCCUAGGCGCAGCAUAUUACUGUCUCCGAAAGAACCGGACAGUGGCAGCAAGUGGAGGAGAGAAUCUGAGCCGGACGAAGACAGAGAAAGGAGAAAAUAAAACAAAAAAGCGGGAACAUCGUUGGAUAUCGCACACGGUGAGUUGAGCUUGCCAAAAAAUCUUGUGAGAACUCCAUGAUCAGCAACCUUUUGGCUUGAAGCAGGAAGCAAUGGAAGUUGUAACAGAGGAGAAGAAGAAGAUUUUCCGUGCUAGGAAAACCAUGAAAAUCAGUGAUCGUCUACAAUUGGAGAGCCUUCACAGCACUUUGCUGAGUUCAGCUCCGGGUUUGUCCAACCCGUCUCCGCCACCUUUGGUGAACGGCACGCAUAAAGACGAUGGACAAAAAGUGAGUGACAAAGAGCAAAACAACAUCUCUGACUCAAACUCCCCACCUGCGGCUUCACCAGUGUCUGCAACGUCUCUGAGUUCUCCCGCACCAUUCCUGUCCCUAAAUUUGUCAUCUUCCCCUGGCUCCUCACAAAGUCCCAAAGCACAAGAUGAAACUCCUUCUCCCAGUUCACCAUUCCAGUCUGUAUUCUUUGAUCUGAAAAAGAUGGAGGAUGAAGAAAAGAGAAGUUCUCCACCACUUGCAUCAAAUGAGCCUGGUAUGCCAGCAUCAGCUGAAUGUAAGGACCAACUGGAAAAGGACUCCAGUGUGGACAGCAACAAGGAGAAACCGACCAAGUUUUCAAGUGUGGAUUUAGAAAAGAGUUCUAGAGAAAGUUUGGCUGUGCCGCCUGCAGUGUCUGAAUCCGACCACACAGAACUAAUGGAUGCAGAAAGUGACACUUCAAAAACCGCUGACACGAUGGCCUCCACAUCCGAAACAAAAGACAGGAAGCCUUCUUCCCCCAAAAAACUUACUUCUGAUUCUUCCACAUCUCCUUCAACCUCUUCAGCUUCUGGGACGGAUAAAAAGCAAAAAAAUGAAAUCAAAGAUGUUGACUUACAGGAGGACGACAAAGCCAACGUGAAGAAAAGGUCAAAACACGAGGAGAAGAUGGAGGUGGGCUCUGUAAAAGUGGAGCUUCAGAAGGAUAAAAGUGAAGGCGGAGAGAAGCCAACUCGACCAUCAUCCACGCCACCUUCUAAUGCAGCACAAGAGAAGAGCUCGACCUCGGGACUUAAGCGUACUUUAUCAGAGGGACACGAGAACGAUGAACUGAUUGUGAAAAAAGAAGGGAAGAGGCCGAAGGUGGAACAUGAGGAGCUGGAGGCCCAACUGGAACUUAAAAUCACUGCAAAAGCUGGCAGUCAUCAUAAACUUGAAAAGAUUGUGCAACAGCUUGUGGACGAACGGUUGAAGAUGUUAGAACUGACUGUUUUUGAGAAGCAUUUUCAAGAACUGAAAGACAGAGUUGACAAAAUCAACUGUGCUACUAAACACCAAACCGCCAUUAACUCACUCCAAACCAAGAUAUCCCGAUUGGCAAAAAAGUUUGGAGAGGCUAAUCAGGCAUCUGAAAACAAAAGAAAACAAGAGGCGCUCGCUGCUGCUGCUGCUGCCGCCGCUGCUGCCACCAAAACUGCAGCUGUUACAAGCAGCCCUCAGGCUCAGCGGCCGAUCCGGACUUCCAUUGAAGUAAAGCAGACUCCAACAGUCUCUUCAUCCAGCACAGCUGUUGUUUCAGUCCCAGCGUCUCUGCCAGCCUCUGCUACAGUUUCAGCUCCAGUCCCAACGUCCACCUCCACUGCUGUGGUUCAACAGGGCUCUAUCCUCCAGCUUAUCCCCACCACCUCUAAUGCUGCUUCUACGUUGGCCACUGGCAUCACCACUCAGAGUCAACCUAGCACCCUGGUCCUGAAAACGGCUCCUGGGAGCAGCAUGAUGACUACAGGCCAGCCGCUCGUCAUUCAGCUGCCUCUGUCGGUGAAUGGUCAGACAGGGACACUGGUCAACUUCCCUGUCUCAUCUUUGUCUGCAGCCAGCUCACUGAACAAGGCCAAAACGACCCCCUCCACCACCACCUUUAUACUCAAGUCUCCUCCUACAACUAACACAGCAUCAGCUUCCACUGCAGCUGCUGCCACUCUCCCCACACUUCAGGCCUCCACUGGUCAGGUGCCCUCCACCCAGAUCUCUCUGGCCCGCGCUGUGUACCAAGGGGGUGCUGGUGGAAUAACUACACCCAAUGCUGGGGUGUCUGUGACUACAGCCAGGACACCAGUUCAGUCUGUCUCGGUUGUUGGCGCCAUGUCUUCAGCCUCUGCACCUGCAACCUCUGGGCCAGCAGCCACAGGUUCCACUGCUCCAGGACCCCCACAAGGGACGUCUCUUACAUCAAAGACAGACAAUCAAUCUUCUGGAAGCAAUCCAUCCAAAACUGUUGGACCCGUUGCACGACCCAAAGGAUCUGUCAUUGAUCUCACUGAGGAUGAUGAUGAUGUGCAAGUGACGGGAGUGAAGAGCGCCACUGCUGCAACUCCUUCAUCAGCCCCACGCUCCAACCCAGUCAUCAGCAUUCCCAACAAUGCAGGAGCCCGGUCAUCCCCUAAAAGCAAUCAGAACUCCUCCAGCAAUCCUCAGAUAACAGUACACCAUCGCCCCCCACUGGACCCUCCUCCAAAAUCCCGCACCGUAACCACUACAACACCAGCUCGGAGCACAGGUGUGACUCUCCCUCCUCUCCCCGUUGCCCCUGUACCGUCGCGUUUACCCCCUGAGGCUGAACGGUCCUCGCCUCCUCAGCAACUUCAGCUGAAGCUGGUGCCAGGCCAGACUGGAAUAGUGCUGUCCUGGAGUGUGGCAGAAACUGAUCGGACCUGCGCGCCUGUAGACAGCUAUCACCUUUAUGCCUUCCAUCAAGAUAACUCAAGCAGCAAUGCGGCUCAGCAGCACUGGAAGAAGAUUGGAGAGGUGAACGCCCUUCCUCUGCCUAUGGCCUGUACCCUGACCCAGUUCCAGUCCGGCUCCACAUACCAUUUUGCUGUCCGAGCCAAAGACAUUCAUGGGCGCUUUGGCGCCUUUUGUGAACCUCAGUGCACAAAUGUUAUCAACUCCAACUCUAGCUAAACCUUUACGGAACAAAGACAUUUUUUUUUUGCCUUUGAAAGUCCAUGGUUUCUUUUACUUUUUUCCGUUAAGCGCAAAUGUUCUAUACUAGUAUCUGUAAAUAAAUCUACACAUAAGAACUGGACUACUGACUUGGAGAUUUGAAGCAGCUGGUUUUGUCUGGUUCAUUGUAUUUCAUAUUCUUUUGUGACUUAUGCUGUUGGGUAUAUCACCAAUUUUUUUUUUUUGAUUUUUUUUUUUUUUUGAGGACAGGUUGACAGGAUUACUCAUGUAAAUUUGGUUGCACAACAAUGUAUACUUGUGUGGUAGAAACAGAAUGAUAACUUUUGUAAGUUCUGUCUGGCAACCAGACUUUGACAAACGUAAUAAAAAUGUUUUAUUAAA
Molecule: messenger RNA, 3926 nt
Organism: Melanotaenia boesemani (Boeseman's rainbowfish)
Lineage: Eukaryota; Metazoa; Chordata; Actinopteri; Atheriniformes; Melanotaeniidae
Product: activating transcription factor 7 interacting protein
Exons: 14
Coding region: 699-3542 (947 amino acids)
Biological process (GO): regulation of DNA-templated transcription
Cellular component (GO): nucleus; transcription regulator complex
Molecular function (GO): protein binding; transcription coregulator activity
Source: RefSeq, a predicted model, not a curated record